Messenger RNA from Haliaeetus leucocephalus (bald eagle), 1575 nucleotides. RefSeq names its product coronin, actin binding protein, 2A (gene CORO2A). NCBI's taxonomy places the organism in Eukaryota, Metazoa, Chordata, Aves, Accipitriformes, Accipitridae. Gene Ontology annotation, biological process: actin filament organization. The coding region runs from base 1 to 1575 and encodes 524 amino acids. The transcript is spliced from 11 exons. Gene Ontology annotation, molecular function: actin filament binding. The record is from RefSeq and is a predicted model, not a curated record.
AUGUCUUGGCACCGACAGUACCGCAGCUCCAAGUUCCGUCAUGUGUACGGCAAAGCCGCCAGCAAGGACAAGUGCUACGACUGUGUGCCCAUUACCCGCAACGUCCACGACAACCACUUCUGUGCCGUGAACCCCCACUUCAUUGCUGUGGUGACCGAGUGCGUGGGUGGAGGGGCCUUCAUCGUCAUUCCCAUCCAGCAGACAGGCAAGCUCGACCCACAUUAUCCCAAAAUAUGUGGGCACAAAGGGAAUGUUCUGGACGUCAAGUGGAACCCAUUCAAUGACUUUGUAAUAGCUUCGUGUUCAGAAGAUGCCUCAGUUAAAAUCUGGGACAUCCCCAAGCACUUGCUAACAAGAAACAUUACCAAUCCGAAGAAGGAACUUCUUGGCCAUGUUCGCAAAGUGGACCUCAUUGAAUGGCAUCCCACUGCUAAUAACAUCCUCUUCAGCUCCGGCUAUGACUACAAGAUAAUGAUCUGGAACCUUGACACUAGGGAGGCUGUCAUCUCAAACCCGGUGAAGAUCCUCGACGCUCACAAAGAUGUGGUUCUCUCCAUGUCGUUCAACACAGAUGGCAGUCUCCUUGCCACAGCCUGCAGGGACAGAAAGAUACGUCUGAUAGACCCUCGUGCAGGAACAGUCCUACAAGAAGCCAGCUACAAGUCUCACAGAGUCAAUAAAGUCUUGUUCCUUGGAAAUGUGAAAAAGCUGUUCUCUACUGGAACAUCUCGGUGGAAUAAUAGGCAAAUUGCAUUAUGGGAUCAAAAUGACCUUUCUGUGCCUUUACUGGAGGAGGAUCUCGAUGGCUCUUCAGGACUCCUGUUUCCUUUCUAUGACUCAGACACAUGCAUGCUUUACGUGGCGGGAAAGGGUGAUGGAAAUAUACGGUACUAUGAGAUAAGCCCUGAGAAACCAUACCUAAACUACCUGAUGGAAUAUCAUUCUCAUUUACCACAGAAGGGAAUUGGAGUGAUGCCAAAGAGAGGCCUUGAAGUGUCAGCUUGUGAGAUUUUCCGUUUCUACAAACUGAUCCCAACUAAAAGCCUGAUUGAGCCCAUCUCCAUGAUUGUGCCUCGACGGUCAGAGUCAUACCAGGAAGACAUCUACCCCUUGACCGCAGGAGCCCAGCCAGCGCUGACAGCACAAGAGUGGCUGAACGGAUUUAACAAAGGGCCUCUCUUGGUAUCCUUGAGACCAGGCUCUGGAGCUAUGAAUUCCUUACCACAGUUUCUUGAGGCAGAGCCACUCAUGAAAACUACUGACCCGAGCCGGCACCAGGGUCAGGGAGGAAGGUUGCCGCUGGAGGACAUGCAGAAGCGAAGUGAGGUGGAAAACAGCAGAAAACAGCUGCAAGCGGAGAAGAAAUUAUGGAAAAAUGAACAAACGCACCUCUCCAAUGGCUUUGACCUAUCUGAGUGUCCACCACCAAAAACUGAAAAUGAGCUUUUGCAGAUGUUUUACCGGCAACAGGAAGAAAUCCGUAGACUACGUGAGCUGGUAAACCAGAGAGAUAUCCAAAUUAAACAGCUGGAGCUGGAGCUCAAAAACCUCUACAUGGAUAUAGGCAGUUACUGA